AUGUCCGAUUACGAAGAUAAUGCAUUCCGCGAGGUAGCUGAUGCAUAUGAGGACUUUGACCCACCAGACCAUUUUUCAGAUAAUGAGUUUGAUGAUCCAAAUGGUGGAGAUGCCCAAUUGACCACCGAUGAUGGACGACAAAUUGUGCAGGGAGGUAUUGGUCCAGAUGACGCCGCCGCGGGUGCCGCCGCAGCUCAGCAGAGAAAGAAAACAGCCAAGGAGCUAGCCAUACCCAAGGACCAGAGGACCACAACUCCUUAUAUGACAAAAUACGAGCGUGCGAGAAUUUUGGGUACUAGAGCUUUGCAGAUUUCGUUGAAUGCACCUGUACUAGUGGAUAUCGAAGGUGAGACUGAUCCUUUGCAAAUUGCAAUGAAGGAAUUGUCUCAGAGAAAGAUCCCUUUGGUUAUUAGGAGAUAUCUUCCGGACGGCUCUUUUGAAGAUUGGAGUUGUGAGGAGUUAAUAGUGGAUCAAUAA
Messenger RNA from Lodderomyces theae, 477 nucleotides. It is a transcript of the gene RPO26, whose product is annotated as DNA-directed RNA polymerase core subunit. Gene Ontology annotation, cellular component: RNA polymerase II, core complex; RNA polymerase III complex; RNA polymerase I complex. Bases 1 to 477 code for a protein of 158 amino acids. Gene Ontology annotation, biological process: DNA-templated transcription. The transcript has a single exon. Gene Ontology annotation, molecular function: DNA binding; DNA-directed RNA polymerase activity. The record is from RefSeq and is a predicted model, not a curated record. NCBI's taxonomy places the organism in Eukaryota, Fungi, Ascomycota, Pichiomycetes, Serinales, Debaryomycetaceae.